Punica granatum (pomegranate) is the source of this 1630-nucleotide messenger RNA. The record is from RefSeq and is a predicted model, not a curated record. Lineage: Eukaryota; Viridiplantae; Streptophyta; Magnoliopsida; Myrtales; Lythraceae.
GUGAAUGAGUACUCUGAAUUUACAGCAAAGCAAAUCUCAACCCCUCCUCCUCCUCCUCAAUAGGGCUUUUUUGUUGGUCUCCCCACACUCCACACCACCAUCCACUGUUCUUCCCCUUCCCCUUCCCCAUCAGCAGGGCAAGAAAGGCAGCAGCCACAGCUGCAGUGUAUGUGUAUGUAUGUGAGAGAGAGACUGCAGCCUCCCUCCCUCCCUUAAUCUCUCUCUCUCCGUGCCCCCAUCUUCACCCCUGUGAGUCUGAGAGAUUGAUUGCUGGGAGGGGGUGAUGGGAGAGAGAAUCCCAGCAGGGAGCUACUUCCAGUACCCUCCUUCCGGGCCCCAUGCCUCUCCUCACCGGUCAUCCUCUCUCGCCGCCGAUCGAGACAGAUAUCUGGCUGAAUUAGUGGCGGAGAAGCACAAAUUGGGUCCUUUUUUGCAGCUUCUGCCCCAUUGCAGCAUGCUAAUAAAUCAAGAAAUUAGACGGUUAUCAGCUUAUGGUGCAAGCUUUGGGGAGCACGAACGACUUGAACAUGGGAGUCCACACAGGGCAUUAAAUUUACACCCAAAUGGAAGGCCAUUAGAUCGGGACAGGUGGUCGAUGAUGCAGAUGGAGGAAGAAGGGCAUAUGCAGAAAAUUCCUCCAUUUCAUUCUGCUGCAGCGGGUUGGGCGCCCGGUGCAAUGGGCGUGCCAACUACUCCUUUUGUCAAGAAAGUGAUUCGACUUGAUGUUCCCGUUGAUAAUUAUCCAAAUUACAAUUUUGUUGGACGAAUCCUGGGGCCACGUGGAAACUCCCUUAAAAGAGUGGAAACCGCGACAGGGUGUAGGGUGUACAUAAGAGGCAAGGGAUCAGUAAAGGAUUCUGUGAAGGAAGAGAAGCUAAAGGAUAAACCUGGAUAUGAGCAUCUCAAUGAACCUUUACAUAUAUUAGUGGAAGCUGAGUUCCGGGAGGAAGAAAUAAAUGCCCAAUUGGAGCUCGCAGUGGGAAUACUCGAAAACCUCUUGAAGCCUGUGACAAAUGAAUGGAAACUGGACAAGGACGAAUCAUUCGAUCACUAUAAGAAGCAGCAGCUGAGGGAAUUAGCUAUGUUGAAUGGUACUCUUAGAGAAGAAAGCCCGAGUAUGAGCCCCAGCAUGAGCCCAAGCAUGUCUCCCUUUAACAGCACAGGGAUGAAGCGGGCCAAGACGGGAAGAUAGUAACUCAAGCAAUUCAAUGGAUCAUUACUCUCUUUGCUGACUAUUCCAACUGAUGGAUCGCUGCUAUCAGCAACAAUAACCCGAGGUAUCUGACAGCAACCCUGUUCCCAACAACCUUAAGAAGGGAGAAAGAAGAAGAAUUCCCGGGUGGGAGAUUUAUUAGGAGGGUCGGUUUCUCACCUAGGACCGACCAACUCAUUAUUUUUCGGUAUGCUUUCCUGUCUAUUGUGACUGUAAUUCUUUUUUCCUUUGGACGACUAAUUAGUUAUUUAUGGGCCACAUAGUAUUCUUAUAAUUCUUUACCUGACAGUCUGUGACCUGUCUGUUAUGCGUGUUGCUGAUUUCAAUCUGUAAGACAUGGUUGUGUCCAAUAAACGACAGUACCAGAUGUAGUGUUUUUGCGAAAAUAAAGCCUGGAAUAGUUAUAGUUUCAAGCUA